AUGUUUUUCGUGUUGCUGCGCCGCUGGCCAUCAGCAGCGGAUGUCGCCACCAACUUCCACUACUUGAAAGCAAUCCUGGAACACAGUCCAGACAAGGUGCCUUCCGGAUACUUCCUGACUGAUGUCAUCAUGGCAUUGGACGGCUUGUUUCAUGGCAAGUUGUUGAUCGAUCCGGAGAAGAAAGUUGACAAGCUUCACCUGGCUGCUGAAGAAGGGGCUGCCGCAGCGCAAUCUCCAGAUGCAGGUGCUGAAGACGCAGAUGACGAGGAGGCUGCGGAGGAAGAGCCUGAUCCCAUGGAGGAUGAGCAGGGCGCAGGUUCUGAGGUUGAUGAGGACCUGGAUGAUGCAGAAGGUCCAGAGCCUUCUCAGGAGGCUGCUGCUGUGGAAGAUGGGCCUGUUGAAGAUGACGAAUCUGACCAUUUGUCAUCAGACACCCUUCGGCUUGGAGGGCCAUACCCUGACAAGGGCAAAGUCAUUGUGAAGCAGAAGGCGGAGCCUGCAGAGAGUGACAGCGAUGACUCCAUGCAUCGCUGCAGUCAGUUGCGGGGCCGCUGGAUGGGCAAGGCUUACGAGGUCUUCCACAAGCUCGAGAAGGCUCAGCAGACAGUUGUGCCCAUUGAGGAUUUGUACUUGAUGCUCACCAAAGGCGAUGUUCUGGACCAGUGGGCAGGGACCUUCAGUAUGCGAGACUUGGAGAGGGAGGUCCCUCGACUUGAAUCUUUCGACAACGUCAAGGAGGAGCUGGUGGACGAUGCCACAGUUCCAAACAUGCAAUGCAAAGCUCCCAAGAAGCGGAGCAAGAAGACCGACAAGUCCAACAAGGCUUCGAUGGGCAACAAGUCCACCAAGGAGGCCAUUGAGGUCCUUUGUUCCAAAAGGGCAUACGUGGUGAAGAAGGCAGGGUCAGAUCCAGAGCAGCCUGACAAGGUAAUUUGCUUGCUGGCGAAGAUGGUGUUUGCGUGUCAAGGAUUGGAUUUUGCACCUAUCCAACACUUUGAAACAUUUGCUGGCGCAAUGUCAGUAACCAAGGCAGAGAUGCAGGCUGGCAGAGCUGCCGUGCCCUUUGAGAUCACACUUGAUCCAGAGUCCCAAGACAUAUUGUCGCCGCAGGGCUUUGCGAACGCUGUCUAUCAGACCCUCCGGCUAGAGCCAGGGACUGGAGUCAAGGGGCUCUACACUUCGAAGCUCUACCCGACCGCUCGGUUCGGCAAGGCUUUGUCCCGUGUGCGAACUAGGCGGCCAAAAGAUCCAAAAGAGCUCAAGUCAGCAAAGAGGGAUUUGACCAAGGAAUUGGAAAAGGCGGCUACAGAAGGAGGUGGGAAGAAAAGCUUGUCAUCCAUCAGGUCAAAGCUGGAGGAGCUCAAAGCUAUGGAAGAGGCUGCAAGUGAGGGGACUGACUCAGACAGUGAUGUGUCACUUACUGAGCAGCUCAAUGGCAUCUUGGGCAAGUCUGGGCCCGAAGCGCCUGAUGAUGAUGAUGACAGCGACAAAGACUCUGCGAGUCAAGAUGAGGAUGAGGACGACGAAGACCAAGAAGAAGACUCAGAUGAACAGCCUGAAGAGGAUGAUGAGGGUGACGAAGAAUCCAGUGGAGGGAGUGAAGAGGAAGAAGAAGGAGAAGAGGAAGAGGAAGAGGAAGUGAAGGAGAACAAGCUGAACAAGCGCUCAGAAGUUGUCCGAUCUUCUUCCUCCAAGGGCACAAAUGAGAAGAAGGACCAGAAGAAGAAGAAGCCGGCAAAGACCAAUGAAGAGGGCAAGGGAAAGAAGAACAAGGAUGUGAAGGAUGAGACUCCAGAGACGUCUUUGGCUCUCGCAGCUGCCGACUCCAUCCUUUCGGGCUUGAAGAGAGCUGCAAACAAGAAGAACAAAACCAAAGGCGGUGGGGCGUCAGCCAAAGCCAAGGGCAGAGCAAAGAAGGAGUGA
Molecule: messenger RNA, 1923 nt
Organism: Durusdinium trenchii
Lineage: Eukaryota; Dinophyceae; Suessiales; Symbiodiniaceae
Source: the annotation of a GenBank genome assembly